Molecule: messenger RNA, 2120 nt
Organism: Penaeus monodon (black tiger shrimp)
Lineage: Eukaryota; Metazoa; Arthropoda; Malacostraca; Decapoda; Penaeidae
Product: serine-rich adhesin for platelets-like
Exons: 5
Coding region: 153-1364 (403 amino acids)
Source: RefSeq, a predicted model, not a curated record
UCCACUGAUAGCUGAUAGUGCCGCUGUGGUAUAGCGACGUAGACAUUUGGUAGUGGCUGCAGGUACCGGCGGGUGGCCAGAGCGAGAAAAGAGUUAAAAGCAGACAAACAGACAGUCAAAUACAUCGUACGUUGUGCUUAAAAGUUGAUAAUAUGACGAAGCGUUGGACAAGAAUUUUCCUACUGGUGGCGUUCGCCAUCCUCAUGCAGAGUGGAAGAGCUGCUGAACUUGCCGAUUCUACUUAUACUGUCUCAAGCACUGCUGACUCAACCAUUAGUACAUCUAGUACGGACAGUAGCUCCAGUUCUGUUGCAUCAAGUACCGAUAGUUCGGACAGUAGCUCCAGUUCUGUUGCAUCAAGUACCGAUAGUUCGGACAGUAGCUCCAGUUCUGUUGCAUCAAGUACCGAUAGUUCGGACAGUAGCUCCAGUUCUAUUGCAUCAAGUACCGAUUCAAAUACUCUCACAAGUGACUCUACAAAUCCAGUUAAAUCCACCACGACAGACACCCCAGACAGACCGCUACUAACAGGAAAGGAACUAUUUAUUCGCACGGGAGAAGUUCUCGACAACAUCAGCGGAUCGCUGGACGAUUUACAAAAACUUCUCGAAGCAGAAUCGAGAGAAAAAUCGCAUGCAGGACCUCUGCACCUCACAGGGUCAAAGGUCAACAGAUUCUUUAGCCAGAAGGACGUCGGGACCAAAGCAGAUAUGUGUCUGAAGGAUACGCCACCUUGCAUUGCCAUUGAACAAUCGCUUUCAAAGAUCAGUAACCUAACCGGGGUCUUGGCGGAUUAUACUGAGGUUUGGAAUGACAACCUGCUAAGCCAGUUGGAGAAUGAGAACGAAAAACUUGCUGAAGCGGUGGGUGAGGCCGUAAAGGAUGAUUUCGACGUGGCGGUAACAAAAGAAACGAUAGACGAUGUAAAACAGCAAGUCAGCGCGGGGAGCCAAGUGGCCAGCGAGCGGGUCGAGGAAUUCGAACAGGCUGAGCAAGACAGCGUCAUCUUCACUUCCGUGUUGGGGACCUUUGGCGGCCUCAUGGUUUUAGGGCUGCUUGGUGCCGUGAUCUUCGCUGUGGUCAAGGGCAAGAAGGUGUCAAAGACGAAGGAAAGCAAGGGGUAUAAUCAGGUCCCCGAAGAGCGAAUCCCCGUCGGCGACUUCAUCCGCGCCCACGACGACCCUCCGCCGGCGAGAAGUACCGGCGAGGCUAGCAGGCUCCCUCACGCCCGCAGCGACUACGCCACGCCCUACGCGCCCGACGCCCCUGCGAACCGUGAUCCUUACGCCCGAGGGAGGUCGCCGGGUGGCCCUCGCCCGGCCUAUUCCCAGGGGAGGUCCGGGGGGCUGACCAGGCAUUACUAGGAAAAGAUAGAGAUGAGGAUUUGUGUGGAGGAUUUGUUAUGGUUAGGUCUUGGUACGGGGUGGGCGUCCGGGUGUCGGAUUCGCGUUUGAAGUUUUUUCUCUCUCUUUUCUUUUCUCUUUUUUUUUCCAUGUUUAUUUUUCUUUGUGACUUGUUUUCUUUUGUUUUUUCUCUCGUUUUCUUUUCUUUGCUUUUCUUUUUCUUUUUCUUCUUCAUUUUCUUCUUUUUCAUUUUCUUUAAUCUUUUUCUUUAUCUUUUUAUUUUAUUUUUUCUGUUUUCCUUUACCUUUCUCUUUCUCCUCCUAGUUCUCUUACUCUUUUUCUUUUUCUUUUUUAUCUCCCUUUUUCACUUUUUCCAUUUCUUUUUUCUUCUUCUUCUUCUUCUUCUUUUAUUUUUCUUAAAUCGUUCUUUCAUACCCGAUGCUCCCUUUUUCACACUGCCAAGAAGAGUGUUUGGAGGUGAAAUAAAUAAGUAAAAUAAGUAAAAUAAGUAAAAAAUAAGUAAAUAAGUAAAAAAAAUAAACAAAUAAGUAAAAAAAUAAGUAAAUAAGUAAAAAAAAAAUAGUAAAUAAGUAAGGCGUGGAAUAAUUUCUCUUUGUUUGAUUUUCUGAAAAUGUUUUUUUUUAACAAUGCUUCUUAUGUACAGUUCUGGUAUAAUAUUAGGGAAAAAAUAUCUUUGUUAUGUAUGGUCAUUUAUCAAGUAUGAAAAAUGUGAUUUUAUGUAAAAAAUAAAGAGCUUAUUAAAAGAGACUCUACUUA